Mercenaria mercenaria is the source of this 768-nucleotide messenger RNA. RefSeq lists its product as uncharacterized. The transcript is spliced from 4 exons. Bases 44 to 688 code for a protein of 214 amino acids. The record is from RefSeq and is a predicted model, not a curated record. NCBI's taxonomy places the organism in Eukaryota, Metazoa, Mollusca, Bivalvia, Venerida, Veneridae.
GAAUAUAUUUAGUUGUUCGUCGUAUAAAAAAACAGAAAGUGUAAUGAUAACUGAAACAAUGAAGAGGAUACAUGUAGUUUUGUGUUUUCUCUUACUUACAUCAUGGUUAUCUAGCACAGCUGGUCGGCAAUGUCCAUCUUGCCUACAUGUAAACUCAAACGAAGAUACACCCACUAUCAUACGAGUCGCUCUAAGUACAAACCCUGUCUUGAAGAUGUUUAAUGAUACAGAAUGUGUGCUAGAUGUGACAAAACGCCAGUCAGAGAUUCGUAUGGAUACGUGUGAAGACAUGCAAGGGAAAUUAGCACAAUGUGGUUACUACAACGGAGUUGUUUAUCUCAAUAUAUCCGGAAUUGCAACAUCGGUUCCGAUAAAAAUUAUUCAGAGAGAUUGCUACUACUUUGCACGGGCAGAUGCGCCUCCGUUUGGAUGUCGCUACCGCAGAAAUGAAAAGGAAGAUAUCAAUCUUGUACAAAAAACUUUAGAGCUUGCAGCUUCACAAGUUGACAAUUAUCUUCUAAAAACUGUUGUAGUAGUGAAAGUUGAAGGAGAUCUUUGCCUUAAUGCAGAAUCAACCUCGGUAGAAACAUCUACUAGUAUAUCUUCAAUGAACGAAGGUUCUGGUGUAAGCAAAGGAGUGGUGCUGAGAUGCGUCUUGUUCGUUUUGUUUACGUUUAUUUCCAUUUAAUGCCUGGGUCAUACGGACAGUUUCCAAGUUUGUCUUUUACAUGUUCACAAAGUUUGGUAAAAAUGAAAUUAUUUAAUUUA